Molecule: messenger RNA, 2307 nt
Organism: Sclerotinia trifoliorum
Lineage: Eukaryota; Fungi; Ascomycota; Leotiomycetes; Helotiales; Sclerotiniaceae
Source: the annotation of a GenBank genome assembly
UCUUGCUCUUCCUCUUCUCUCAAACAAUACGAUGACGAAUAAUUUUUUAGUAUCCAUUCGGAGUUUUGCUAGCUAUACCACUUUUCUUCUGGAACUAAAAUUGAAUCCUUGUUUAUAGGUCUCUGAUGUUAUCAAAGUGUACAACACGAUAAUGAGGUGGCUGGGACAAAUAUAUAGUAUAUCUUGCAGCCUCACAUACCCACACCAGUAUGUACAGAGUAGCUAGCUGCAUGAAACGGUAUCUUUCCACAUUCACUUCCGCUGAAGGAUACCUACCUACUUACCCAUAUAUAUUUUUCCCAUCAUUCGACAAUAUUUUAAACGCACAACGGUAACUACCCUUCGGCGACAAUUUGGCGCUCUUCUUGGUAUUCGUCUCCAGCCUCCAAAUAGAUCGAUCACUGAUCUAAGCUGUUGUGGGACAACAAUUGUCCUUCUGCAACUCGCCUUUCAUCUUAUCUACUCUUAGAGAGAUGUUUCCCAAACUUAUUCUCACCGCUGCAGCAGCAUUCUUGUCUGCUAAAACAACCUUUGCACAGACUUACAGUUCUUGUAAUCCAUUAUUCACAAGUGAGUAGCUUCAUCUCCUUACUUUGGUGAAAAGUCUUAACUAACCUCACACCAGCCAGCUGUCCCGCAGACACUGCCUUAGGAAAGUCUAUUGAUGUCGACUUCACUUCUGGAUCAGUAGAUGCCUUCACUGGCUCCGGUGAUAUCUCAUAUGGCUCCAAUGGCGCUUCGUUCACAGUAUCCAAAUCAGGCGACGCACCGACCCUUUCCAGUAUUUUCUACAUCAUGUUUGGAAAGGUGCAGAUCACAAUGAAGGCAGCUCCCGGUGCCGGUAUCGUGAGCACAUUGGUACUGCAAUCUGACGACUUGGAUGAAAUUGAUAUGGAAUGGCUCGGAGCGGAUGACACCGAAGUACAAACGAAUUAUUUCGGCAAAGGCAAGGUCACAGAUUACAAUCGUGGAGCCUUUAACCCCGCUCCAAAUAACCAAGGUGAAUUCAUCACUUAUACUAUCGAAUGGACUUCAGAGCAGCUCGUUUGGUCGGUAGGUUCUACCGUCGUCAGAGUUCUUACACCAGCUACAGCCGACGCCGAUCAAUACCCGCAAUCACCAAUGCAAAUCAAGUUCGGUGCAUGGUCUGGAGGGGAUUCAUCGAAUGCCCCGGGUACAAUUUCAUGGGCGCGUGGUCCAACCGAUUACUCUGAUGGACCUUUUACUAUGGUUGUUCAGUCAAUUGACGUUAGUGAUUAUUCCACCGGUACACAAUAUAGGUACGGAGACGAAUCUGGAAGCUGGACAUCAAUCGAAGUCGUCGGCGGGUCAGUAAAUGGCAAUGUGCCAGCCUCAGCUUCAGUUGUACAAACUGCUGGUGCUGCAGCUGUCACAUCCAGCUCCCCAACUAUCCCAGCCGGAAUCAAUAAUGGUAACUCGGCCACCCGAACUGGGUGGCCUUGGGUUGCCGGGACGCGGACCGUAUCAGAAGUGACAUGGAGUACCGGGCCAAGCAUUCCCUCAGGUUGGGAAAUAUCUUCUACCGGGAAAAUUGUCCCUGUGAGUGCUUCAUCUAUAAGUACGUGUCGAUCUCUCCUCAUAUUUCCUAUGCUUCUUAAAUACUGAUUUGACUAUCUAGACAUCCGCAGGAUCAACCCCCUCCUACUAUGCGGGCCUUUCGCCUUCUUCUUUCUCGCUGCAAUCAGAAGAUGGCCUUGAAACGAUCACGGGCUGGGAUUCAAGAGGAUUUGCUGUGACGAGCACGGUUUUUGUAAGAUGCAGCACGGCAAAAAGCUACAAUCAGCAAGGGUUUCUGGUAACAGGAACAGCGGCUUGUACGGCUGGGAUUGGCCAAGGAGGCCUCAGUACAAAUGCUGCAGGUGCCAUCAGUGGGAAAGUCGGGAGCACAAAUAAUGCUGCAAAUUGCCGAAAAGCCUUGCCUACAGUGUUUGGCAUAGCGGCCGCAGCCGUUGGGGGCGUGUGGGUUUGACCGAAACUCAAUACGCUAUAUGGGUUUUAUGGAUGGAUUUGGAUUGGAAGGAAAAUGGAGUCUGAUAUGUCAUAUUAUGGUUUGAAAAUGGAUGGGAUCGGCUAUUUAAACUCUAAUGGGAAUGCUCCUCUGAGAGAUUUGGCUGUGUGAAUGCACAUAAAAGGGAACAAGAUAAUAAAUAGAAGAAAUCUACGUUCUAAUGAUGAGGAUAAGGAUGAAUGACGAUAGCUGUAUAUAUAUAUCUCUCUCUACCUUGGAUCUCUAUAAUUGUUAGAGCAUGUGUAUCAUUAUCUCCCUUGUAAGUCUUAUUUUCAUAG